This is a messenger RNA of Filobasidium floriforme, 2465 nucleotides long. RefSeq lists its product as uncharacterized. The record is from RefSeq and is a predicted model, not a curated record. Bases 165 to 2465 code for a protein of 766 amino acids. The transcript has 13 exons. NCBI's taxonomy places the organism in Eukaryota, Fungi, Basidiomycota, Tremellomycetes, Filobasidiales, Filobasidiaceae.
CCUCUCCUAAUCCUGUGUACGACCUAACGACCCCCUUACGAACCCCUCACGACCCCGUUUUCACUCCAACAACCGUCCGUUUACGCCCAAAACUCACCAAGAACCUCGAAGAAGCCUAAAAAUCACCAAGAAGCUAAAAAACAAGUAUAAGCCCACGUCAAACGAUGUCUGCUAAUGAUGGAACCCAAGAGAACGGUGCUGCAGGUGGUGGUGCUCCCAACACGGGUGUCAUUCGUGUUGAGAAGGGGAAGCAGCCGGUCCGACCUACAGGUGAAGAGCUUGAAGAAGAGGGCAUCGAUCCCAACCUCGACAACCCCACCGUCGAGGUGGAUGAGUUAACCGACUCCGAUGCGACUACAAACCCGGACGAUAGUAGUGACAUAUCCGCCGACGAGCUAUUAACUGUCGAACAGGCUGACGCAAAGAGGCUAGCGAAGAAGAAAGCCAAGGCCGAACGAAAGGCAGCCAGACUAGCGAUAAAGGCGGUUCAGCAAAACAAUUUGAAGCGCAAGGCAACCACCGACGAUCUUCGGGCAGCCAACUUCAAAGUCCCGCGAACCGACACUGAUAUGGGUCGGUUUCCCCACAUCACCGGUUCGACUGUCACCCCUAAGGACAUCGUCCAAAGUCUCCAAGCCCAAAUCAGGCUGUUUGAGGCCCGUUACGCGGCGGUUAUUGAGCGUCGAGACAAGGUCGUACCUGUCGGCCCCACUCCCAACACCCAGAAGCUAUCGUCGGUCGUCCAUUCCCUCGAAGGUGUCCUAGACGAAUUGGUGGCCUUAUCGGGGGAGUUAGUGGCCGGUUUUAGGUCGGUUAAGGUUCUUUCGAUGCUGCAGCAGGUCCAGUCGAGAGGUCGACUUCUAGACAGGGAGGAGUUUGAGACGAAGAUCAACGAUAUCGAGGCUCAACUCCACAAUCACGUCGACGACACUGGACGCCGCUUACGCGCCCUCAACCAAGGGUCCGAUAACCCUGCGUUAGGGUCCACCGCCAAUGCCAAUCCGACCUCUAGCGGACCUCAAACUCCCUCGUCAAGAGGCAUCAAUCUGUCCGGUUUGAAGUCCGCCCUCAAGACCGAUGCCGAGCUGCGUGCGAUUGUGCUUGGGAUCUUCAACGACCCCACGAACUUGAACAACAGCGGCCCUGUAGCCGGCCCUUCGGGGACCUCUAACCAGUCGGCUAAUCCCCCGGCUCCCACUCACUCGUCCCACGUCUCCCCAGACAAGCGAUCGCGCACCCGUACCAACACCAAGUGGUCGUACGCUUGCCAUUAUGCUGUCAAGGAACUAAUCGGGAUGAGAGGUACCUGGGACGGUGAUUCUAUCAGCGAGCCAGGUUAUCUCCCGGAUGGAGAAUGGCCCUCGCACGAGGAAGACGACGAGGACACUGGCUUACCGGGCCCUCAACAGAUCGAUGUCGAACUGGCUAUGGGUGGGACAAGGAGCGUUUGGAGGCCUGAGUGGAAGAAGAUCGGAGAAGAACGGUGGUCUCCCUUUGUCAACGAGGUCGCCGCUCGCGUCGUCAACACCUGGAAGAUGACCAACGGGGACAGGCCCACGGUAAAUGACCUUAAACCGCUCAUUAUCAAGUACUGCAAGAACCGGUCUGGCGUCCGUCCCACGAGUGCUGAAGAAGGAGGCGUCCAUCUCGCGCGUCUGGUGAACCGCAAGCGAGGUCAUAUAUCCGAUGACAGGUACAAGAUCUGGCCUCAGUCCCCUCCCAACCUGUGUCGAAAGGCCCCAGUUUACGCUCUGUUAAGGGCACCGCUGUUCUCGCCGACGUUGUGGCAGUGCGAUGACCGCCAGAACCGAAGGUUCCCCGUCCUUCAACAGCCGGCCAAUCAACCGGCCCUUAUCGAGACGGAUAGCUGGAAGGUAUGGCGCCGAUACUCCUUCGGUGGCAAUGCAGCCCUGGCCGACGGUUGUUAUGAGCUGAACUGGCCGUAUUGGCUCUCUGACGAGUGCAUCGCUGCGGCUUCCUAUCUCGACGCAAUGUCUGAGGAGAAGAACAGGAACCAGCCCCUGUACCGCACACGAUGGGUCUCUCCAAGGCGUAUGUGGCCUCAAACCGACCCCAAAACGGAGGAGUUAAGGGCACCUUUGGCUGGCGACCCAACCAGGCCGGAUCCCGCUGCUACCGGUGCGAUUGUUUAUCGGUCGAUGAUCCGACCCCAAACCGCCGCGAUAUGGGCGGCCCAAAAGCCCGCUUUGUGGGCGUUGAUAUACCCGGAUCCUCCUGUACCGGCAAGUCACGCAGAGCGACCGACGCUCGAGGAGUUGGUGAACGGUCCGAACGCGCUCGCUGAGCACAAGCAGACCUGGGCGAGAUCCACCCAGUUAAGGGCCUGUCAAGUGCCCGAUAAGACUAAUGCCGAGAUCUUGGCCCUGGCCGUCGAGUACGCCGUAGCUGAUGCGGCCGCGCUGGAGGCUCAAGCGGAGGCGUUGACCGGGGCUCUGGCCGCUUAA